This is a messenger RNA of Cutaneotrichosporon cavernicola, 594 nucleotides long. RefSeq lists its product as uncharacterized. Bases 1 to 594 code for a protein of 197 amino acids. Lineage: Eukaryota; Fungi; Basidiomycota; Tremellomycetes; Trichosporonales; Trichosporonaceae. The transcript has 9 exons. Gene Ontology annotation, cellular component: nucleus. The record is from RefSeq and is a predicted model, not a curated record. Gene Ontology annotation, molecular function: ubiquitin conjugating enzyme activity. Gene Ontology annotation, biological process: protein polyubiquitination.
AUGCCGAAUAUGGGAAGUAUGGGAGGGAUGACAAUCGGCAUCCUCAACUACUCCUUCACAUUCGCCAUCUUGCUUCAUCACUCUUCACAACUUGAUCUCAACACAUUCUCGCGCGUCACCUUUCCGUCUGCAUCAGCGAGCACUGUCAACAUGGCCCUGAAGCGCAUUAACAAGGAGCUCAUCGACCUCGGGCGCGACCCCCCUUCCUCGUGCUCGGCGGGUCCCAUCGGCGACAACCUCUUUCAAUGGCAGGCGACUAUCAUGGGUCCUGCCGACUCGCCGUACUCGGGUGGUGUCUUCUUCCUCUCCCUCACCUUCCCCACGGACUACCCCUUCAAGCCUCCCAAGGUCUCGUUCACGACCAAGAUCUACCACCCCAACAUCAACGCCAACGGCUCCAUCUGCCUUGACAUUCUGCGAGACCAGUGGAGCCCUGCGCUGACCAUUUCGAAGGUCCUCCUUUCGAUCUGCUCCAUGCUUACCGACCCCAACCCCGACGACCCCCUUGUCCCCGAGAUUGCGCACACCUACAAGACGGACCGUGCGCGUUACGAGGCGACGGCUCGGGAAUGGACCCACAAGUAUGCGACGUAA